AUGCCUUUCAAUAAAAAGCUCUCCCAAGGUGACAAUCCAGAGUUGACGGAAGAACGGCUUCGAGCCACCUUCGACACAGAUGAGCUGGCUGCAACUCUUCGUGGAGGCAAGAGGGCUUUGGAGAAAUACCGCUAUAUUUCUGAAAAAAUUACAUCCUAUCCAGAACUGAAUGAUGCUGCUUCACUAGGUCAUCUGGACAGAGUUGAGAAAGUCAACGAACAAACCAGAAAGAUGAGAGAACUGUUUCAAAAACUACCCGAGAUUUGUGAUCCCAUGAACCCAGCGGAAGUUUUACAAGUUAUAAGGGAUGUCAUGGGAGUUGAGGGAUAUCCAUUGAGUCUUCAUACACUCAUGUUUGUUCCAACUAUUCAAAAUCAAGCCGAUGAAGAGCAACAAGAAUGGUGGUUAUGGAAAGCUUUGAAAGGAGAAAUUCUAGGAACAUAUGCUCAAACUGAAAUGGGACACGGAACCAAUCUGAAGAAAAUUGAGACCUGUGCAACGUACGAUAAAUCUACACAAGAAUUCGUUUUGUAUAGUCCAUCCAGCACCUCUUUGAAAUGGUGGCCUGGCGGGCUUGGAGUUACAUGUAAUCAUGUAAUUUUGGUUGCUAAUCUUAUAAUUGAUGCUCAUAAUUAUGGACCGCAUAAUUUCUUCGUUCAAAUUCGUGAUACGAAAACUCAUCAACCUAUUCCUGGCGUUAGAGUUGGAGACAUUGGAUCUAAGAUGGGUGUUAAAGGUAUAGAUAAUGGAUAUCUGGGUUUCGACAAUGUUCGUAUUCCACGAAGAAACAUGUUAAUGAAGCACAGCAAGGUUGAGGUUGAUGGAACUUAUGUUAAACCCGCUAAUGCAAAAAUUGGUUAUACUACCAUGGUGUAUAUGAGAUCGGAAGUUGUAAAUCAUGCUUCGAUCCAUUUGAUGGCUGCUCUUACUAUCGCUGUUAGAUAUGGUUGUGUUAGAAGACAAGGAGAAAUAACUCCAGGCGCUGGAGAAGUGAAGAUUCUCGACUAUCAAACACAGCAACAUCGCUUGUUCCCUCAAAUUGCUCGAACAUUCGCCUUCCACUUUGCUGGUCAUGAAAUCAGGAACUUCACAACAUCUGUUUUAGAAAGUGUGAAAAAAGGAGAGGUCAACUCGUUGGCUGACGUUCAUGGAUUAUCAUGCUGUUUGAAAGCUGUAGCAACCUUCCAGUCUACUUUAGCUAUCGAGCAAUGCAGAAUGGCUUGUGGAGGACAUGGAUAUUCUGAUGCAAGCAACCUGCCAACCCUAUAUGCUUGCGAAGCUGGUGCCUGUACGUAUGAAGGCGAGAACAUCGUGAUGCUCUUACAGACAGCCAGAUUCCUCAUGCGAUCUGCACAGCUAGUCAGAAAUGGUGAGCCGGUCAGUGCUACUAUGGCCUAUCUGAAUAAAUCCAAUAAGCAUUCCUUGGUUGAUAGAAUUCCCGAAGGAGAUGGGUCACAUUAUUUGUUGGAUUUCGAAUACAUCGCUAGAACAAGAGUGUUCAAUGCCUAUGAUCGGCUCCAACAUCUUCUGCGUUCUGGAAUGAGUGCUGAAGAAGCAUGGAACGCUAACGGAAUAGAAUUAUGCAAAGCUUCUCGCUCUCACGCUAUAGUUUUUAUCGCCCAUGCUUUCAAAAAGAACCUAGAUAUUAUUCACGAUAAGAAUACCCGCGAUGUGGUGGAAGUUCUGUUCAAAUUAUAUCUGAACCACGAACUGCUCGAACAAUCUCAGAACCUCCUUACGAACAACUACAUGAGUGAUGGCCAAGUAAAGCACUUGAAGGAGAAUCUAUACAACUUAUAUGCUAUUCUGAGACCUAAUGCAAUAUCUAUUGUAGACUCUUUUGAAUUCACUGAUCGGGAACUAAGAUCAGUGAUAGGAAGAAGAGAUGGUCACGUUUAUGAAAAUCUCUAUAAAUGGGCUCAACAAAGUCCACUGAACGAAUACAACAGAGGAAGAAAUCCUAAUUUCGAAAGAUACUUAAAACCGCUUAUGGCUGGUGAGAGAAGCAAGUUAUAG
Messenger RNA from Auanema sp. JU1783, 2016 nucleotides. The record is from the annotation of a GenBank genome assembly. NCBI's taxonomy places the organism in Eukaryota, Metazoa, Nematoda, Chromadorea, Rhabditida, Rhabditidae.